Limulus polyphemus (Atlantic horseshoe crab) is the source of this 1730-nucleotide messenger RNA. Its product is annotated as myb/SANT-like DNA-binding domain-containing protein 3. The transcript has a single exon. The record is from RefSeq and is a predicted model, not a curated record. Lineage: Eukaryota; Metazoa; Arthropoda; Merostomata; Xiphosura; Limulidae. The annotation marks the transcript as partial.
GGAUCCACACAUUAUUAAUAUAUGUUUUACUUUACACAAGAUUUUCUCUCAAAGAUACGACUAUAUUUGAUUAAGCAAUAGAAAAUAAAUCCUGAAAUUGUUCUGGUUUCAUAAACUUUUGAGGAUAUAUGCACUAAGCCCAAAUGUACUUAAAGACGCUUCGUGAAUACAUUAUACAAUGUUAGAAAAAAAAAAAGUCACCAAUAUGGAAGGUUCCAUGUUUAUUUAACUAAGUAAUCACAUCAUGGCUAAAAGCAAUAUCUCAUUUAAACAGGUUUAUUCCGAGUAAAGAAAGAAUACACAAAGUAUAAAACUUGGACUUAAUGGAGAAUAAAUUAUCGUCGACAUUCAGAACCUAAAACUCCAUAUGUAUAUGACUGAUUUUAUUAUAUUAAAGGCUGUAUAUGGUCACUAAUCUGUAAAUAUGUAUUACAUUUCCUUUUGCUACAAGUUAAUUAUUGUAUUUUAUAUGAUAAUAACUUUAACAAAAAUAAUUAUUUAAAAAUAUAAUUCCAAAAGUCUGUCACACUGUUGACAAAACAGUUUUAGGGUGGAUGCAUAAUGGCAUGAAACAGCUGGGAAUAGUGAUAGUCAGUCAGGUUUGAACCUUUUUUUUAUCGCAGAGGGCUAUCUGAUGUUACAACUCUUUUGGGAAAACGUACUGUAAACAACACAGCUGCUAAAUAGAAUAGCCCUAUUAGUUCUAAGCCUAAAAGUCAAAGGCUGUAUCUGUAAUAUGAUACAAAACACAGCGGUCCUCGUGAAAUAGAAAAGUAGAGCUAGUAAGAAGCGUGGGGGCUUAACAACUGGCACUAGAGCGUAGGCAAAGACUUAACACAAGGAGGUGAGCGUACAAACUUUAGUUUAAAAUGAACCAUGCCAGACCAGCUAUUAAGCUAGUUACUGAGGGAUGGUUCAUUGGCGAGAUGAACUUAUAACGUGUAUGUAAUAUAAACAGUAUUAAAAUAAACUUAGCAAGCAGAACAUUUUAAAUUAAUCUGUAUGUUCUGUCUUCAUUGCUUGACAGAAAACCGGGCUUACCCAGCGAGGUCGUCUGUAGCUGUUCCUGGUGGUGAAGGUUGUAAACUGUCUCGAUAAGCGCAGGUUUUCUGAUGGCGAAAAAUACUAGCGUCAGGACUAUGACGUAUACAACUCGUACUAACCUAAGCCCUGCGUUAGGAAAUCCUCGCAUUGGAAGUGGGCUAGCCAAGGCGAGCGUAGUAUCGUAGUCACGCGAUAGUUAAUACUUGGGUCGAUCGCAUGGCUUGUGACGACCGCCAUUAUGGAAGAGGAAUUUUUCGGCCAGACCCAGGAAUAUAGGGUGAGAAAAAGGUCCGAGAAUUUUUCCGAAUACGAAAAAGGUGUAUUUUUACUAUUUGUAGAUCAAUUCAGGCACAUCAUAGAGGACCGACAUAACGAUGCGUGGAUGAUAGCCUACAAGGAGGCAACUUGGGAUAGAAUCACCUCAGCUUUCAACGCACUACCGGGAGUAACUAAGCGAGACAGAAAGCAGUUGCGGGAGUUGUGGAAGAGAAUAAAAGAAAAAUCAAAAAAACCUAAAACAGCCAAAGUUACUCAACUAAGCAGCAUAAAGGUUCCAUUUGGAGAUAAAAACUGGCCAGCGGAAAAAAUUGCCGCCGUUUUAUCCCAGAAAUUAGACUUUUUACGUGGAAAAGAUGAACUUAAUGACGAGAUUGUAGCCGAGGAUGCGACUUCCAGCGAGCCGUCAG